Sphaeroforma arctica JP610 is the source of this 3266-nucleotide messenger RNA. RefSeq lists its product as hypothetical. Bases 298 to 1644 code for a protein of 448 amino acids. NCBI's taxonomy places the organism in Eukaryota, Ichthyosporea, Ichthyophonida. The record is from RefSeq and is a predicted model, not a curated record. The transcript is spliced from 2 exons.
ACAAGUACAUAAUCUCAACAGAAAAAAUCACAACGGCAAAAUCCAGAGGGCCAUGGAAGAGUCUGGAAGUUCGUCCCAAGUUUUUUGUGCAUCACAUCCGUACUGAAGAGGAUAUGAACGAGAACCAUUUAUACUUCUCUAGUGCAGAGGCCAACUCUGGAAAUAAAUACAGCUUCAUGCAGAACAGUUAAACGGGUAUAUAAGCAAUAGGCAUUGCGAACAUAUAUGCAUACAAUCCAAUACUUCUGCUAGUAAUUGACUAAAACAUCACAAAUUCCUACGCAGUACCAGCUGUUGAUGACGAAAAGUAUGACCAACGCAGAUACGCAUACCCAGAGGGUGGCAAUUCUCGGAGCUGGUCCAAUUGGAAUUGAGUGUGCCAGCGCUUUGCAGAGGAGUCUGCCUAAUAUUAGCGAAAUAAUUAUACUCGAAGCCGGAGAUACAAUCGCGUCGAACAUCCGACAAAAUUGGCCGCAUGUGCGUUUGUUUUCGCCCUGGAAGUACAACACAUCCACUUCGUCCCGAGAAGUACUACGAUCUGAUGGACAGGACGCCGAAGGUUAUGAUGGUGACAAGUGUGUGACAGGGGGAGAGUACAUCGAUCAGUAUCUCGAACCGGUUGCGAAGGCACUCGUAAAGUGCGAUAACGUGCAGCUGCACUUGCGGACUCGGGUGGUAUCAGUGGGCCGAUCUGGGCUACUGAAGCGAGACAUGGGCAAGGAAGCACGUUCCAAGGGCAAGUUUAAUAUAUUAUGUACGAGGAUACCUCUUGGCGGCAAGAAAGAAUCUGUGGGUGAUGAAUUUUGUUUCAGAGACGUAGACGCUGUGCUUGAUUGUACAGGCACUCGAUCUGACUAUUCAUGGUUUGGUGAGGGUGGGAUGCCUGCAAUCGGCGAGAAGCAAUUGUCCCGGGAUAAGGACAGUGGGAGCUUCUUCACUAGACUGAUACCACAGGUGGGCGAGGUGAAGGGCAAGCGCGUGGCUGUGAUAGGUUCCGGGUAUUCUGCAGCCACAUCUGUGCGAAAUCUGAUUGAUUCGCCAACUGUGCAACAGAUAUACUGGCUUACCAGGAGAGUGCUCGGUAAAAGUGGUCAGUUGUAUCGGGUACUCGAAGGGGACGCACUUCAGAACAGAGCGGCGCUAUGUGAGAUGGCUAACGAAUUAGUAAGCAGAAACCCGGAGCCCGAAGGGGAUGGAUCUGGGAUGGAGAACAAGGUAGCCCAUAUAGACAAUUGCACCAUCACAUAUGCCACCCUCAAUGAGAGCACCAAUGGUAGCACGCCUACAAUCACACUGACCAUAGACGCCACCGAUCCCACAGCCGAGCGGCUACCAGUGCACAAACUAGAUGUAGACUAUCUCGUGUCCAACGUGGGCAUGCGCCCGGAUCUAUCCAUACAUUCCGAGCUUCAAGUACACACAUGCUACGCUACUGAGGGUCCGAUGGCGUUGGCUGCAACGCUUCUGGGAGCUUCGGGUGACUGUCUAACACAGGCUACCCCAGGAAUUGAUAGUUUGCUGACGCCGGAACCUAACUUCUUUGUGCUGGGUAACAAAAGUUACGGCAGAAGCUCGGCAUUCCUGAUGAGAGUGGGCAUCGAGCAGGCCGAGGCGGUGGCACUAUACUUACGAGAACAGAUUUGAUACAAUCGAUCUUGAAGUGUUUGUAUCAUAUCGCGACGAGCUCGGUCAAUUGCGCUACAUUUGUACCUCGUCUUAGGUUUUAGAAAUUGAAGUUAAAUGACAAUUUUCGUAUUCUGAGCGGUUCUACUGUUGAUCAUUUCUUUCUUGUAGCAUGAUAUCGAUAAAGUCUGUUUUCAAUGCUCGCUCAGGAACGAAUUUGUUGAUCCUUUCCAUGACUUCCUUGUCGACUCGCACAACUGUAUCACUAGAACGAGAAUUAUAAGGUGGCAUCUAAAUAGAUAUAAUGAUGUUACUGGCGUGCAGCCCCACCAAUAGGAAAAUAAUCCAAUCGAUACCCACUGAGGACACUCCAAACGAGACCGUAUGCUAUAUCAGUACACGUAUUGUGUAUGGUGCUGCGGAGGGCAGGGAGUUUUAUGGGUAACCGUUUGAAAUUUAUUUUACAUUUGUUGGCAAUGUAAAUUUAUUCUAAAGCUACCAGUGCCUUGUUCAUCUUAUCUAAAUCGUCCAUAUUAUUAAGCAGUUGCUGCGCCAAGAAUGACUCAGACUUGACCGAGAUGGAGGCGUACAAGUGCGACAGGGAGGACGGAGGGGCGACAUCAAAGUCGCCCAUGGCGGCCCGUGUAUCGAUUGAUGAUGUGGCAGUGUUUGGCAGUUGACUAUGUGUGCUGUGCUGGUUUUGUGUUUUGUACUGAUUUUGUAUAUUGGAUUGACUGUAGCGGUGGUUGGAUAUGCUGUUGUUGCCAGCAACGGAUGUUUGUAGGUUCGAAGGGACGGAUAGGUGUGUCAUCGAAGUAUAUCGCGGAUGGAAGUGGAUCUGGCGUGUGCACAGGAGUGAAUUAUAUGAGACUGUGAUCGGAGCAUAUCCAAAUGAAAAUAAACUUGUCGUAGUUCAGAGGCACAAACAACCUAAUGACAACUCACAACAAUUAACACAAACUACGACCAGUAUAUGUGAUCGCGCAAAUCUGACGUGCAGCCAAUUCACAUGGCUAAUAUCAAAAGAAAGAAGUGAAGAAGCGAGCUCAGAGUUGAGAAUCCACAACUACACACCUUGAGUUGGCCGAGGACGUGGCAAUGUUCGCCACAAAGAUUAUACCAACCGGAAAUUUCGUCGAUACCAAGAGACAGGCCUGACAGAUCGACUAUGACAGAGCCGAUGAAAUGGUCUUCUUGACACCCAGUGUUGUCAAUGGAGUGACGUCGCCACAUACGGAACACUAAGCUUUGUCCCUAUAAAUGUAUCAAUAUGACGGUGUAUAAAGCAGUUAGAAAAACUCGCAUGUAUGUGUACGUACCAAAGAACAUAUUGUUUGUUUCGAGUACAACGAAAUUUUCAAUAGAAAAUCUGCCCGGACCUUACUGUUCCAAUUGAAUAGUUGGUGUUAAAUACGAAAAUAAAACUCUUCUUUUUCACGCGCCACGAUUUGUGGAAGAAUGAGGUAUAUUGACCGAUGCGAGUUUCACUCAUAGAAAGCAGCAUGGUAUUAUACCCACUUAAAUAAAAAAAGAAUAAGUAGCAGCAUAGCCACUAAACUAAAACUCACCAUCGUGUCCUUGAGCUGUGCAUCCGUUACCACGAUCGAGUGUGCGUGUAUGUGGAUCAAUGGAGUGGCUUUCCG